AUGGCCUCUAAUCCUGGAACUGCACGCUCCACCCUGUCGCUCAGUGACCUAGAAGAGCAUGGCAGUGUCGGCUGCACACCGCAAUCUCCAGCUCUCGACUGCAUACGAGUUGACCUGUACACAGCAUGUGUGCGCUAUAAGCCCACAUUUAUCGGACUACCCUUCUGCAGCACGGUAACGAUGAAGGAUCGCCAAUCUACGGAGAAGCCAGCCCUUCCCUCACGAGGGACGAUAAUGGGACGGCUAAUUCUGACGAGCGCCGUUGUUGCACUCGGUGCAUACCUGGCCUACCACAGCCUGCCUGCCCCCCGUCCAAGGCUGGAAACCUGGCAGAGUAAACUGAUGUACACUCUCCGCUGGCAGGUCUUCUCUCUUUCCACCUUAUUGCUAGGGGUGAUGAUAGUGGCUCUCGUCCGAUUCUGCACCCCAGCCAUCCAUCCCCUCGACCCCCGCGGGGAGGCGUACAUUGGGGUGUACACCCGCUGCCUACAGAACACCCUGGAGCAGCUCGUCCUCAGUGUCCCUGGACAGUUGAUCCUCAGUAGCUACCUGGAGUCGGACUCACUGAAGAUCAUUCCAAUUCUUGUCGUUGUCUUCGUCGUUGGUCGAGUGGCCUUCUGCCUUGGGUACCCGAUCAACAGGUCUUACGGCUUCGCCAUAUCGUAUUUUCCCACGCUUUUCACAUAUGGAAUGGAUAUUUUCUUUUUCUUCACCGCAGGGCCAGCCUUCCGGUUGACUGGAGAUUAGAUUGAAUCAUGGGUGAUGGAAACCUAUACACAAUAGUACUUCAAGUGAUUUUCGAUGACCUGAUAGCAAUGCUCAGCGUAAUCUCACCAAAACUGAACGUAUCGCAUCACCUAUAUACUACGGCGGAAAACGAAAAACGUCAAAGGGUAGAGGUCAGUUAUUGUUCGAAGCAAAUUGUGAAACAAUGUAAAUAAUGUCUCCCACUCCCACUAAAUUUUAUCAUCUUGGAAAAUGUCCUUUCAAAUAUACUGCUAUGUUUAUUUACAUACUUAGAUUAUUGCGAUUUUGCCCCCAAAAUCCUCGGGGUUAUUUCACUAACACAAGCGCGAUGAAGCAUGUAGGUGGAUAACAUUGGUCAGAUCCCCGAGAAAACCCCGUUCUUCGCCAUGUAUCUGAUAACUCUCCUGACUUCAGGCCCCACCUGAACAAACAGAAGUUGGAUUAAAGCGCGCGACUUUAUUGGUCGACGGCAGAUGAACUGCGACCAGAGCGAGGCUUGGGCCGAGUGAAACAACAAUUACCAGAACUUGGUCAAUGAGGACGAAGCAAUAUUUGCCCACCACCAGAAUACAGAAAAACAAUAACGUGUGUGCCAUUCAUUUAACAUGGUAGCCAAAGGACAAAUGAAAACCAAUGCUCGUUCCUGUUGCUUAUAAACUGAUUCCGUGCUAAAUUUCUGGUAAACUUACGCUUAGUCAGAAAGUGCAGAGAUCAUAAUUGAUUUAUAUUUGUUCUGAUUCACGAAUUUACGUACAAAUACACGCUGAAAUGACUAACCAGGUUUCAGCUAAUACUUCUACUUUAUUGUCACUGCUUUCACGUUUUUAUUUAGAAAGUCGAAUGCAUGACAGAUGUAUUAGAAUCGUUAUUUCAAAAAGUUUUUAGCUUAUUCUGUUACGGUCAGUCGGCUAUAACUAAAUGUUUUGUACACGAGUAUCCUUUUGGUGGCCGACUUUGAGGCAACAAUAAGAAUACUUGAACUAAGCUCAUGUUCUCUGUAUUUACAAUAGUAAAUAAAUGUAUAUAUGUUAAA
This is a messenger RNA of Liolophura sinensis, 1780 nucleotides long. Its product is annotated as transmembrane protein 79-like. Lineage: Eukaryota; Metazoa; Mollusca; Polyplacophora; Chitonida; Chitonidae. Gene Ontology annotation, biological process: regulated exocytosis. Gene Ontology annotation, cellular component: trans-Golgi network membrane; lysosomal membrane. The record is from RefSeq and is a predicted model, not a curated record. Bases 1 to 747 code for a protein of 248 amino acids. The transcript is spliced from 2 exons.